Messenger RNA from Thamnophis elegans (Western terrestrial garter snake), 4454 nucleotides. It is a transcript of the gene PLA2G15, whose product is annotated as phospholipase A2 group XV. Gene Ontology annotation, biological process: phosphatidylcholine metabolic process; ceramide metabolic process. Lineage: Eukaryota; Metazoa; Chordata; Lepidosauria; Squamata; Natricidae. The transcript has 6 exons. The record is from RefSeq and is a predicted model, not a curated record. Gene Ontology annotation, cellular component: lysosome. The coding region runs from base 12 to 1340 and encodes 442 amino acids.
UUCGGAGGGCGAUGCGGGCGGAGCUCCGGCGUUUUGCUUCCGUUAGCCCCGCGAUUGCCGGCGGGGCGACUCCGAGAGCUAUGGGGGCACCGGCGAACGCCUGGCGGCUCUUCCCGGCCGCCCCGCUGGCCUUGCUAGCGCUGCUCCUGCUUGGCUCCCAGCUGCCUGCUGUGACCCCGGGACAGCCCCGGGGCAGGACUGGCCCCCCGGGUCCCCCCGUCGUGCUGGUGCCAGGAGAUUUGGGAAACCAGCUAGAAGCCAAGUUGGACAAACCAGCCGUGGUGCAUUAUCUCUGCUCUAAGAAGACAGACAGUUAUUUUACAUUGUGGCUGAAUUUAGAAUUGUUGCUUCCAGUUAUCAUUGACUGCUGGAUAGAUAAUAUCAGGCUAGUGUACAAUCGAACUAGUGGUGCUACAGCUCCCCCAGAUGGGGUCGAUAUCAAAGUCCCUGGAUUUGGGAAGACUUUUGCAUUGGAGUUCCUUGAUCCUAGCAAAAGAAGCGUUGGCACGUACUUCUACACUCUGGUGCAAAAACUGGUAGAUCUGGGCUAUCAGCGAGACGAAAGUAUCAGAGGCGCUCCUUACGAUUGGCGGAAGGCACCAAAUGAGAAUGGAGACUAUUUUGAAGCUCUCCAGAAGCUGAUCGAGAUUAUGUACGAAGAGUAUGGUGGACCGGUGGUCCUGAUUGCCCACAGUAUGGGGAACAUGUAUUCCCUGUACUUCCUCAGCCAUCAGCCCCAAGAAUGGAAAGACAAAUACAUCCGGGACUUUGUUUCCUUGGGGGCUCCAUGGGGAGGAGUGGCUAAAGCUUUCCGAGUGCUGGCAUCAGGGGACAACAAUCGGAUUCCCGUGAUCAGCUCCUUCAAGAUCAGGGACCAACAGAGGUCCGCCGUUUCCACCAACUGGUUGCUCCCUUACAAUUACACCUGGUCACCGGAGAAGAUCUUCGUCAGCACGCCUUCCGCAAACUACACGAUUCGGGAUUUCCAGAAGUUCUAUGGGGACAUCGGUUUCGAAGACGGUUGGCUCAUGAGGAAAGCUACUGAAGCCUUGAUUUACAGCAUGACGCCCCCAGGCGUACGCACACACUGCCUUUACGGCACGGGGGUCAAUACUCCGGAAUCGUUUUUCUACGACAGCUUACCUGAUAAAGAGCCGAAGAUUUUUUAUGGGAACGGAGAUGGAACCGUAAAUUUAGAAAGUGCCUUACAGUGCCAGAAGUGGGUAGGUCAGCAGGAACAGAAGGUCAUGCUUUACGAGCUGCCAGGAAGUGAACAUAUUGCGAUGCUCUACAAUAACUUAACCAUAUCCUACGUGAAAAAGGUCCUUUUUGGCUCAUGACGCAGUAGGGUUUCACUUUUUCCUCCAUGAGGUUUAAAUGCUUUUUUUUUUCUUCUUCUUCUUUUCCAACGGGGAAGCACAAAAGAAUGUUUUGCACCUCUAUUUUUAAAGCUGCUGCUGUUUCUGGUUUUUUCCCCCCUGAACCUUGUUGGAAAUCAUUUAAAGGUCACUUGUUUCCUACACUAACAUCGAUAACAGGCCUGACAAAAUGCACAGGUGCCACAUCUUGGUGCCCAUCUAUAUGAAGGCAGUGUGUCGCUUCUCUGCAAUGCAGAGAAUGUUCCUCUUUCUAUCUUUAUUGAGCUGGAGAGGACCUUAUGAUGUCCUCGCCAAAAUGUCACCAAUGCUGGGCUGUUGUUACCAAUAUGAACCUGGGAACUGGUGAAGCCCCUCCAAAGGUUGUUUGAUCUAGACAGGUGUGGUUUAACCUUAGAUUGGCCUCGCCAGCCCAAACGUGAGCUGUUCUUGAAGACAACGCAGGAGCUUAACAAGGUUUUCUAAAAAAAAUGAGAUGAGCCUAUUAAUCUGAUUCCUACUCAACAAGAGCUCGCCAUCAAUGAUUUUCAUAUUAUAUUUUAAACUGGUGAUCAAUUACAGCAGCUGCGACUUCCAUACUUGACGACUUCAGCAGGGUCAAAGGGCAGGGUUCAGGUAGGAACUGUUUUAGCCAGAUGCCUUUCACUUUGAGAACUGGAGUGAUUCUCUUAACAACCCGUUUGUUUUUGGAAGACUUAUCCCACUUUUUUUUGCCGUUGCCCAUAUUGCUAUUGGGGUGUCUAAGUCCAUUUCAGUAGCAUCUCUCCCCCAAAUCCAAAUGUACAUUUGAUACAGUAUGGACAUCUAUUUCUUUUUCCUGGCGUUUCUCCUGGUGGUGUCAAUUCUCUAUCCUAUUCCUUUGAUCGUAUCGUCGUGCAUAAAGCUUGAAAAAAUAAUAAGGGCAUCACUCAGAUCUUGCAACAAGCACUCAUAAAUUGUGAGAAAAAAAAACGACACCUAAAAUUAACGUGGGCUGGAGAAGACCAAUGUUUCAAAGGCUGCCAUUUGGUAUUUGCAGCUACCCAAUGAGAGCCUGUAGUCAUCUGAUUGAUAGCAAUCCAGCAAUAAAAUAAUAACCCAAAUCUCUUUACAACAGGGAUGUCCAACUUUGGCAAUUUUAAAGACCUGUGGACUUCAACUUCCAUCAUUCUCCAUUCGGCCAUGCUGGUUCUGGGGAAGUCCACAAGCUGCCAAAGUUGAAUUCCUGCUUUACAGGAAUGCAGCCCAGUGCUGGUUUCGGCUUGCGUUGUCCUCUUCCACCCGGAGUUCCUGUCCGUUGAAUGUAGUUGCGGAUGUUUGAAUGAUAAAUCGGACCUUUUCCAAAUCGGUGGUUCCAUAGAACACUUCGAAUGCAAUGCCUUCCAAUCUGUGCCAAACCUCCCAGCUGGAACGUCAGACAAAUCUGUACAUUUCAACGUCGUGAUUUGAAACCAGGCCUCCUCUGGCUGGAAUGUGGAGCACCACUUGAAGACUCCUUGAGCAAAUGGUAUUAUUGUUCCUGAUUCCAAGACCUUGGCCUGGUCCGGCCUGAGAAAACAAACCCAUGGAAUCUGCACAAAACAUCUAUCCAUCUGCUCCGUCACAAACAUGUAUGCCUUCUCAUCAUCUUCCAUUUUUUCCCUAGAUUGUAAGGUUUUGCGCUGUCCAGUUCAUUAUGUUUCCGGACAGACUUGCAAGUGGAUUUGCCUGCAAAAAGAUCAGGGUAUAACCCAUUCUUAUUAGCCAAGUCGAGAAAAGCUUUUUAGUGUCUAAUCGGUGUUGAUUCUUUGUUCAAUCAUGCCCGUAUUUUGUUGAAAAAAAUUACCUUCUGUAGUGGCGAACCAGUUUACAACUUCUCAAACUUUCCAUCACUUUCUUCUGUGAGAAGAACGCUGCAAAGCCUCUGGACAUUGUCAGGAAAUUUAUCUUUUUAAUAUAGUUGCAAUUGCUAGUUCUUCGGGAUCACGGUGGCCCUGCAACCUGGAAAGCCACCAUCCUUGGCCUUGAUUGGAGUGUGAAAUAUUUCAUAGGAAUCGUUGCAUCAAGUCUAGCUUACACUGAAAGCCUCAAGGUAUCAUUAAGUGGCAGGGGAAGCACUGGGGCCAAAAUGCACUUUUCUGAGCUCUUUUUAAGGGGAGAUCCUUUGUUUGGCUUCAAUAGCGAAUUCUGCUGAGCUUCUUGGUGCCAAGAACAGGAUAGGAAACUCCACGCUUGGAAGAAGGAUGUGAAAUUCCUUCAGUGUUUGAAUGAUGAGCAGUGUUUGCAAGAUGCAGGGUGCAGGAAGCAGGCACCUAAGCAGCUCCCCCUCCCAAAAUAUGCAGAUGCCCACUGCUAUUCUCAGUUGAUACUUAACUCCUAAUAUUAAUCCAGUGAUUGCACACAUGUCCAUAGUGGAAUUGGUUGCUGCUAGACCAAGCGACACUUCUGUGUGUGCCUCAGCCCCAUAAUCGUACUGUCAGAAUUUUUCUCUCUGAUCCAUAUAAUCUAGGGCUGUCCAACCUUGGCCAUUUUAAGACCUGUGGACUUCAACUCCCAGGCUUUCCUACCCUGCUGGCAGGGGAAUUCUGGAAAUUGAAGUCCACAGAUCUUAAACAGUGGCCAUGGUUGGCCACUCCUGAUUUAAUCCUCCUCCUACUCUGCCAGGUACAGUAAGUGACCGUUUUCCUAUCAAUAUUUGUAUCCACUGCUAGCUGUCAAAUACGAUUAGGCAAAACGUCCUUCGCUGUCUUGUUGGUGCUUCUAUAAGUGGUGGUUGUUGUUUUUUUCUUCUUUCAAGAAAUCUUACUCUUGUCUAUGUGGUGCCUUUUCGGUGUCAUCCUCUGAAAAUUAAUCCUUGGGCCAUUUGUGGUCAGUCUUACUCGGACAACCCACAGUUUAUACAUGCGGCCAUCCAGGAUCAAUUAAAAAGUGUUUAUCCUCACCACUUACCACUUAAUAUUGAGAAUUAUGUUGGCUUGUAACUCUUAAGUAGAUUCCAACUUGCCUAGUGUCUUAAUUUAUCCAUGAGUCACGGCCACAGACAAACCUCAAGUAGCGGAUUAGUUUUUCCAAAACUUGCUUUUCCAAAGCAAGUGUCAACAGCCACAGUGGCUUUUUAAU